This is a messenger RNA of Magallana angulata, 2628 nucleotides long. Its product is annotated as periostin-like. Gene Ontology annotation, molecular function: cell adhesion molecule binding. The coding region runs from base 95 to 2335 and encodes 746 amino acids. Gene Ontology annotation, cellular component: extracellular matrix. Gene Ontology annotation, biological process: extracellular matrix organization; cell adhesion. The record is from RefSeq and is a predicted model, not a curated record. Lineage: Eukaryota; Metazoa; Mollusca; Bivalvia; Ostreida; Ostreidae. The transcript is spliced from 15 exons.
CUUGAGGCAUAUUUUAUUUACUAAACACUUGCACUUUUCGCUAGAAGCAAAUUAUAUACCAGUCCGACCAGCACCCAUCUUUUCAACGUCCUGAAUGUUGCGUUUGAGGAUUUUAGUAAUUUUGGUCCUGCUGCUUUUGGUGGCAGACGACACUGAAAGCAGACGACAUCGACGUCAUCAACGUCACCGCAACAGAUGGCGGCAACGGGAUGAAUGGCCCCGAGGCGGACGCUUGGGAUCACAGUGGAGACAUAGAUGGAACUUUCCUUGGUUUGAUUUUGACAUCAAUUUUGACAGCGGCUCAUUCACAACAGAUUGGUGGGAUGGUCCAAAUGUCUGCACACAUAAAGAACGCAAAAAUGGGAACACUUCAACUUCCUUCACCGGCCAUGGUCAAUACUCAUCGUCCGCGAUCACAUGUGAAGACAAGAAGACCGCGUACAUAUGUACCGAAACAUUGACAAGCAAUGGAAAAACUACAAAAGAAAGAGUUACCAAGAGCUGUUGCCACGGUUACACUAGAAGAUCUGGUCAACACGGAUGUCCAAAGUACCAGCAGUUGGAUGACAUCGAAAAAACAGCAGAAUCCUUAAAUUUGACAGAAUUCCUUCGAGCAGCAGAAAGUGUUGGUCUCAAGGAACAACUAAAGGGAACCUUGGACGCAAAUUUCACAAUUUUUGCUCCAACAAACGAGGCUUUCAAAAAAGGACCCAGCUUCGUAUCGUCAUAUGAAAACGUCUUACUUAACGACAUGGGUUCUGUCAUUAGAAUUUCGCCGCCGAUCAGCACAGUCAUUGUGAGCGACGCAUCUGACCUAGUUUUGAGUCACGUGACGGGUGGCAUUCUGACGACCACCACACUGGAGGACGAGCAGACGAUCACAAGUGCCAACUCUAAAUCCUCCACCAUCAGAAUAAACUUUUACGACAUGGUAGACAAUGGGGUUAUGACUGCAAAUUGUAAACGUGUUUUGUCAAGAAACAAUCUGGCCACUAAUGGCGUCAUCCAUGUCGUGGAUGAAGUUUUGCAGCCGGUGACAAAAUCAUUGACGGAUAUCGUCAGCAGCAAUCCCCAACUCAGCUAUCUUAAAACAGCUCUUGGAACAAGUGGGAUUAGUCACGAUCUUCGACUGGAAGGACAGUUUACUCUACUAGCUCCAACAGACAACGCAUUUAGAAAGCUGGAUGGACAACUCUUGAACAGAACACUGACUGACAAACGUUGUCUUAAGAAGAUUAUUAACAACCACCUGCUCCCCAAUGUUAUUUGCUCAUCGGCAGUUAGUGGCUCUCACAAAUCCAAAACCAAGAACAAGCUGUCCAAGUACCUACAGUUGAUGCGUGAUGACAACGACAAGAUUUUUGUGGAAAAGUCGCAGAUAAUCGAUCGCGACAUCAUGGCUAGCAAUGGAGUACUUCACCUUAUUGAUGACGUCAUUAUUCCUGAGGAAGCUUACGCAGUAAUGGAGGUUCUGGAGAAGAGAAAAUUAACUCGACUUUCGGAUUUGAUCAGUGAAGCAGGCCUGAAGAAGUCAUUGGAACAAGCCAAUGAUAUAACUAUUUUAGUUCCCACGAAUGAAGCGUUUUCAAAAAUGUCCGAGUUUGAUCGAGCGAGAUUAAAUGAGUCCAACACGGCGGAUAUCGUAAAAUAUCACGUGAUCAAGGAGCUGUCCAUGUGUCGUGUUGCAGAUGGUCAUCAAUUCUCUACUUGGAACACAAAAAAAACCCUGACUGUCCACAGAAGCCGAUCACUUUAUUAUAGAUUCUUCGAACCUCCCCAAGAAACUAUCCAGUGUUCAUCAAUUGUAAAGUAUGGUAUUCCAAGCUGCAACGCCGUAAUCCAUCUCAUAGAUAAGGUUUUGAUUCCACCAGUCGGUACCGUGGUAGAUGUUCUGGAAGUGGACAAUCGGUUCUCAGAGUUUGUCAAGUUGAUGAAGAAUUCCGGAUUGGCUGACGAGUUACAGCAAAACGGACCGUACACCGUGUUGGCGCCCACAAAUGAGGUACUGAAUGCCUUGACAGAGGAAGAAAUGAAAAACCUGCAAAGCAGUAAAGACAAUUUGAAGGAAUUCGUCAAGGAUCACGUCAUUCGAGGACACAUGUGCUGCUCCAAUUUCCGUCUGCACGUCUUUGGGUUCCACAACGUGAGAACUAUUUCAGGAGUCGAGCUGGUUAUAAGGAAAACGGGAAGGCAUCUUACUGUUUCCUCUUCAGAUAUUCUCGAGUGUGACAUGGUUGGCACCAAUGGAGUCGUCCAUGCGAUCGGCGGAAUUUUAGGACAAGAACAAGAAACCGAAUACAAUGAAUAUGAUUUCUUUAAUAUGUUUCGCUGGUAGAAUCAUGUAAAAGUUUUAUUACAGUAAUGUAUAACUCAUUUAUGAUCAUUUAUACUUGUAUUCUACCUUGUACACGUGAAAUGAUUAUUUUAUGCUUUAUGACAAUGCUCUUCAUGAUAUGUUCUCUUUAAGAUACCAUGCCUGUACAUGAACAGUACUAAAAUUAUUUUGCUUUGCGCAUUACAAAUGCUUCAGAUGAAAGACGUGUAGAUCAAGAUUUUUUUUCACUUUAUUAACCAUCUUUAUUUGAAUACAAAGUAAAAUGUACUCAAUAAAACUACUGCAUAAAUGUG